Molecule: messenger RNA, 1389 nt
Organism: Phyllotreta striolata
Lineage: Eukaryota; Metazoa; Arthropoda; Insecta; Coleoptera; Chrysomelidae
Source: the annotation of a GenBank genome assembly
AUGUUUAGCUGGAACAUGUUCGUUGUGUCGGCGGUGGUUGUGUUGAUGGGUGUUUGCCAAUGCGCCAGCGGUCGCGGCAGGGGACACCACCGAGUCGAUGGCAGACACGUCCGAAACAUAGAUUCCAACGGAAUAUCCGUUCUUGGAGGCGACUUUAAUCACGAUUCCGCCUUCCCACGAUUCGCCGAACCCAUCCCCAACGUCACCGUCACCGUGGGCAGGGACGCCCUCCUCGCCUGCGUCGUCGAAAACCUCAGAGGCUUCAAGGUGGCCUGGGUGCGCGUUGAUACCCAAACGAUUUUAUCGAUUCACCACAACGUUAUCACCCAGAAUCCCAGGAUAUCAUUGUCCUACAACGAUCACAGGUCCUGGUAUUUGCACAUCAAAAACGUGCAAGAGGUCGACAGGGGCUGGUACAUGUGCCAAGUCAAUACAGAUCCUAUGAGGUCCAGGCAAGGAUACCUGCAAGUCGUCGUGCCUCCGAGCAUAAUCGACAAGGAAACGAGUUCCGAUAUGGUGGUACUGGAAUCGACGAACGUCAGCCUGACGUGCAAAGCGACCGGUUAUCCGGAACCCUACGUGAUGUGGCGCCGAGAAGACGGCGAGGACAUUAAAUACAACGGAGAGAACGUGAACGUGGUUGAUGGUGAAAUAUUAUUCAUAACGAAAGUCAGUCGACUGCAUAUGGCAGUUUACUUGUGCAUCGCCUCGAACGGAGUGCCGCCUUCCAUCAGCAAACGAGUGCAGUUAAAAGUGCAAUUUCCUCCGAUGCUAUCGAUUCCCAACCAAUUGGAGGGAGCUUACGUCGGACAGGAUGUGACCCUCGAAUGCCGGACGGAAGCGUUUCCAACUUCGAUCAACUACUGGACGACGGAAAGGGGCGAUAUGAUUAUCUCAGGUAGUGAUAAAUACGAGGCGGUGUCGAUGGAUAACGGUUACAAGAAGUACAUGAUGUUGAAGAUAAGAAGAGUGAACAAAUCGGAUUUCGGUUCGUACAGGUGCGUGGCGAAGAAUUCCCUGGGCGAGACCGACGGAGUGAUAAAACUGGAAGAAAUUCCCGCUCCGACCACCACCAGAACCACCACGCAUUUGGCUACGCCCGUUGCGAAAAAAGGUGGGCCUAGGGGCGGCUCGAAAGGGGGCGACAAUAGAGCCAACGCCGUCGGCGCCGAAGAUACACGGAUAUCUGAAUACGACUACGAGGGCGAGUACACGCUGCCGUCGAACGGCCCGCCGCCCAUCCGGGAGCCCCCGGGCGCCUUCAGCGCGGCGAGCCGGAGCGCCGGCUUCGGCGUCGGGCGCUUCGUCGUCGCCUUGCUCUUUUUGCGGUCGUUCUUCCAGAACGGGACGUCGAGGGCGGCCGCCGCCGCCGCCGCCGGGCCGAGGUGA